This is a messenger RNA of Oncorhynchus nerka (sockeye salmon), 1119 nucleotides long. Its product is annotated as rap guanine nucleotide exchange factor 5-like. The coding region runs from base 346 to 1119 and encodes 257 amino acids. The record is from RefSeq and is a predicted model, not a curated record. The transcript is spliced from 6 exons. NCBI's taxonomy places the organism in Eukaryota, Metazoa, Chordata, Actinopteri, Salmoniformes, Salmonidae.
GAAGGAGGCAGUAGCAGUCAGUAUCUCUCUCCCUCUGGAUCUAAGCAUAUAGAACAGAGGCACCUGGAGUCCUUGCUGUUUCACAGCCCUCUCUAUCUCUCUAUUUCUGCAUCUGCAGGCCAACCAGAGAGCCAACCGGAGCUGUUGUUGAUGCUUCUACAGGGAUCUGCUUUGGCUCAGUGAGAGGAGGCCGUAACUCACCUGCGCUCACAGACACACACACAGACAAACAGCCAGAGAGACACACACUCAAGGUUUCCUGGCCCAUCCCCCUAACACACACCUUUGGAGUGCACUGUGAGAGAGGAGGAGAGGAGUACACCGUGCUGGUUCUACUCUAUAGUAAUGUCGUGGGACUGUGGCCUGAAGUACAUGUUCUCUGUGUCCCCGGCGCUGAAGCCGGGGGGUGUGUGCGCCCUGCACGACAAGGAGGACCUGUCCCAUCUAGAGAUGGUCCAUAGACUGGCCAAGGACGGAUGUCGCUUCCUCCAGAAUCACAACAACAGCAGCAAGGCCGCCCCAGAGAGGACAGCAGAGGCCCACAGUGACGAGGCAGUCCGUGUAUGUCUGCGGGAGCGGGGCCAGGAGGUGCUGGUGCUCCAGAGAGUGUCGUCACAGUGGCCAGCCCCCUCCGCAUCGGCCAGGGGAGGGGGGAGACCCGAGGAGGGGGACAGGAGGUACGUGGUGGUGUCAGGGACCCCAGAGAAGAUCCUAGAACACCUGCUGUCUGUCAUGAGGCUGGACAACCACCAUGAUGACCAGGGGAGCACACAGCAGAUCAAGGAGUCAGAGCCUCUCCUGGAUGACUUCCUGCUGACAUACCUGGUGUUCAUGUCAACCAGUGAUCUGUGUCAGGCUCUCCUGGGACACUAUUGUUCAAAGAGACACCACCGGGGGAAAGAGGAAGGGAAGGAGGUUCUGGACAGGAAACGUCAGGUCCUGCACCUGGUGACACAGUGGACAACACUGUACAGGGACUUCCUACGAGAAGACGAGCAUGUUAAACUCUUCAUGAAGACAUUGUAUCGUUUCCUCCUGGAUGACCUGUAUGAGUAUCCAACUCUAGAGAAGGAGCAGAAGGACCUGCAGAAACUCCUGCGGCUGCAUCGCAGACAGUGA